Molecule: messenger RNA, 1124 nt
Organism: Mastomys coucha (southern multimammate mouse)
Lineage: Eukaryota; Metazoa; Chordata; Mammalia; Rodentia; Muridae
Gene: Lbhd1
Product: LBH domain containing 1
Exons: 6
Coding region: 45-827 (260 amino acids)
Source: RefSeq, a predicted model, not a curated record
ACUUGACCUCGAAUCCAACCGUCUCCACUCUGAGAGUCACUAUCAUGGCUCUCGUGCCAGGGAGUAGCCAGGACAGACCUUGGUCUGGAGAUAACCCAGACUCUUCAUGGCAUCCAGAAAGUCCCCGGUUGGCCAACCCUCUCUCAAAAAACAGAGAAGAGACUGGCAGAUGUGAAGGUCAUCAGGAUGUUGAGGUGUCUCAGAAGCCCCGCCUGCCCUCUAUUGUGGUAGAGGCCUCAGAGGGGAGUGAGGAAGACCAGGAAGACCAGCAGUGGCCACACGAGGACUUGCUGGUUCUCACUGAUGGUGAAGAAGAAGAUGCGGAAGCUUUCUUCCAGGACCAAAGUGAAGAGCCAGGCUGGGCCUGGAUCCCACAGGACCCCACAUCUCCUUUAAGAUCAUUUAACCCUGGACUUGGCUGGGGUCAAGAACAAGAAGUUUCCUGGAUUCCUGAAGAUACAGAGGAUCAGGAGAUUCCCAGUCUCUGUCCUCUUUGGGACCCAACAGGACCCUGUGUCUAUAGAACCGGAUUUAUGGAAUCUUCUCAUUUCCCACCUCCCAGUACCUUUGGGGGAGCUGAAGAAGAAGUUGUUCAAGCGCCGCAGGGUGUUAAGCAGGGAUCGGCGACGGAAGCGCCAGGUGGUCGGGGCUGUGAUAGACGAAGGGCUGACUACGAGGCACCACCUAAAGAAGCGGGCGUCCAGUGCUCGUGCCAACAUCACGCUAUCUGGGAAGAAGCGCAGGAAACUCUUGCAGCAGAUCCGACUUGCCCAGAAAGAAAAAGCAGCCAUGGAAGUGGAAGUCCCCUCCAAGUCAACCAGGACUAGUCAGCCCAGAAGACAAAAGAAGAUAAAAGCUCCCCAGGAUGUGGACAUGGAGGAUCUUGAAGACAAGAGCUAAAGUUCCUACCUCUUCUACCACAAGAUCCUCAACAGCACCUAAAAGGAUUCGGGGAAACAUCGGAAAAGAUAUUACCACGUUUCAUUUUCCCAGAUACCUCUUUCUAUAAUGGACCCUUGGCCUCCUGGAGGUCUAUAUUGGGAAGGAAGAGGACACAGAGAAAGACUGGAGAGGGCCCUCUCUGGCAGUUGACUCAUUUUGUAAUAAAGCUUUAGUGUGUUAAC